AAUGUGACAAUUGAUUGCUUGCCUGUAACCAUUGAUGUGGGGACACACAAUGAGAAUUUGUUAAACGAUGAGUACUACAUAUGGCUCAGGCAAAGAAGGGCAACUGGACAGGAAUAUGCUGAACUGGUUCAUGAAUUCAUGUCUGCAGUCAAGCAGACAUAUGGUGAGAAAGUCCUCAUUCAGUUUGAAGACUUUGCGAACCACAAUGCUUUUGAUUUGCUUGCAAAAUAUAGCACAACUCAUCUUGUUUUCAAUGACGAUAUUCAGGGUACAGCAUCUGUGGUCCUUGCAGGGCUCGUUGCAGCACUAAGGGUAGUUGGUGGGACUUUAGCUGACCACACAUUCUUAUUUCUCGGUGCCGGAGAGGCUGGCACUGGAAUUGCAGAACUCAUAGCUCUUGAGAUGUCCAAACAGACAAAUAUGCCAAUGGAAGAGACUCGCAAGAAGAUUUGGCUUGUAGACUCAAAGGGAUUGAUUGUUACUUCCCGCAAGGAAUCACUCCAACAUUUCAAGAAGCCCUGGGCACAUGCGCAUGAACUCAUGAAGACACUUCUAGACGCUGUUAAUGACAUCAAACCAACAAUGUUGAUUGGAACAUCAGGAGUAGGAAGAACAUUUACUAAAGAAGUGGUUGAAGCCAUGGCUUCCUUCAAUGUGAAACCUAUAAUUCUUUCUCUUUCCAACCCGACUUCACAAUCUGAAUGUACCGCUGAAGAAGCUUAUACAUGCAGUCAGGGGCGAGUUAUUUUUGCUAGUGGAAGCCCAUUUACUCCUGUUGAAUAUGAGGGUAAAACCUUUGUGCCUGGUCAGGCAAACAAUGCAUACAUUUUCCCUGGAUUUGGUCUGGGUCUAAUAAUGUCCGGAGCCAUCCGUUCACAUGAUGAAAUGUUGCUGGCUGCCUCGGAAGCUUUGGCUACUCAGGUGACCCAGGAGAACUUUGACAAGGGACUUAUCUACCCUCCAUUCAAAAACACCAGAAAGAUCUCAGCAGAGAUUGCUGCUAAAGUGGCUGCUAAGGCUUAUGAACUUGGUGAGUCUUUUUUC
Molecule: messenger RNA, 1044 nt
Organism: Populus euphratica (Euphrates poplar)
Lineage: Eukaryota; Viridiplantae; Streptophyta; Magnoliopsida; Malpighiales; Salicaceae
Product: NADP-dependent malic enzyme-like
Exons: 13
Biological process (GO): pyruvate metabolic process; malate metabolic process
Cellular component (GO): chloroplast
Molecular function (GO): NAD binding; malate dehydrogenase (decarboxylating) (NADP+) activity
Source: RefSeq, a predicted model, not a curated record